AUGAUGAAGAGUGUCAUUUCAUCUACUCGCGCUAUGCGGCGCACGCAACUUCUGAAUACAUCCAAAUUGGCUUCCACAUCGAGGCCAUUCAGCAUUUCCACCUCGCUCGAGCAAUCUUCCGGCAUGAAAAAUCCAGUUUCCAGCUCACCGGAAUCACAACACGUCAAUGCUUCCCGAGGUCUGGAAGAUCGGGCGGAUGACACUGCCGAUACGCGAUCCGUGCAGUCUCCAGUAACUAAGCGCGAUCCAUUGGAGAAAGACAGCGAAGCACACGCGGGGGAGGAACAAACAUCGACAGACGCACAGAUCAAAAAUGACCCUAAAAAGCCUGCGGAAGCAAAAAGAAAGAAUGUUGAAAAGGCAGGUCAAAAACCCAUGGGACCUGAGGAUCAUCAAUAG
Molecule: messenger RNA, 399 nt
Organism: Penicillium pulvis
Lineage: Eukaryota; Fungi; Ascomycota; Eurotiomycetes; Eurotiales; Aspergillaceae
Exons: 2
Coding region: 1-399 (132 amino acids)
Source: RefSeq, a predicted model, not a curated record